GCGCGACCGCCCCGGCGCUGCUUGUGCGUGGGAGCAAAUCGAAUGAGCGUUGUGAAGGAUCGUGUAGACGGGGAAGGGCCCCGGGGGUGAACUCCCUAGACCCGCUCGGCUCGAGACGCCCACGCUCCAAGGCGCCUUUACACCAUGGAAGCCGAAGCGUUUGAUCGCACAUAGAACCUACGGGCGUUCCAGGAGUUGCUGCCGAGGACUGAGGCCGUGAUUAACCAUGACGUCUUUUGCUGUGGACGUGCCGUACAAAAAUGACACCAUCGUACCCAGCAUUGGCGAGUUGGACGACUAUCUUACGGAGCACAACUCCAAUGUCGGCUGGCUGCUUGCUGCAACGAUCCUGUCAUGCGGAUGGAUCAUCUACUUGACUUACUAUAACUCGCGUAACAUGGGCUUCGUCCUCACCAUCUUGUUAAACCGCUUUUAUAAAUAUGGACACAUUCACUUCGGCUCUUUCACUUUCUCGGUGUUGUCUGGAAAAGUCAUGUUCCGUGACGUUCACUUUGUCAACGAAGACAUGUCUAUCCGGAUACAGGACGGAUUGCUUAUCUUCAGAUGGUGGCGAAUAUACAACCCAAAACAAAAGCACAACGAUCCCCGGGCAGAGACGCGGCUGCACGGCACUCUCAACGGCUUCGAGCUGCACGUGUACAACCGCUCGUCGCUGUAUGCGCACGUGGAGGAGGUGUUCGGCCUGGAGCCGACCGUCAUCCUGCCCCCCAAGGACAAGCCCCUGUGCAAGGCCGCUCCGAAGCCUGACAGUACGCAAGCUAAAAAGCCCGAGACUGAAGAUCCAGCAUCGUCAUGGAGGUCUCUGUUUCCUGUCUUUAAGCUGGACAUUCAUUCCGGCCGCCUGGUGUUCGGCAACCGCCUGCUGCCCCAGACGCUGUGCGUCAACUUCGACGACGCCUUCCUGACGUACACGACCAAGCCCCCGUCGAGCCACCUGGACGAGUACAUGCACAUCGUGAAGGGCAAGCUGGAGAACGUGCGUGUCAUGCUGGUGCCCAGCCCGCGCUACGCCGGCAUGCAGCAGGACGAGCCUCCGCGCUCGAUGGGGGAAGGCUUUGUGGUAAUGUUGUCGAACGAUGUGGACAUGUACUACUACAUGGAUAAGCCAGGCCUGGUGCCAGAGGAGAGCGAGGAGAGCUCUGAGGACAGUUCUGGCAGUGAAACCUCCAAACUGCAGGACCUGCCACCCUGCUGGGGGCUCGACAUUGUGUGCGGCAAGGCCACGGACUUCAACUACGGGCCCUGGGCUGAUAAACAGAGGGAGCAUCUCUGGAAGUUCUUUUUCCCGAGUGACUACCAACCCAUGAAGGUCACGGAGAUGGCCAAGCCAGGCGAGCUGCGGCAGAACCUGGCCUUUGAGUUGCGCAUGAAUAUCAUUGCAGAUGCCACCAUGGACUUGCUGUUCACCAAGAACCGGGAAACCAAUGCAAUUCAUGUGAACAUUGGGGCAGGAUCAUAUCUGGAGGUGAACAUUCCUAUGAUUGUGGGUGAAAAUGGUUUCUCCUCCACCAUCAAAGGGCAGCUGUUACAUGUGGACGCGACCAGCAGCAUGCAGUACCGUUCCCUCCUGGAGGCUGAGACACUUGCGUUUCAUGUCAAUGCCAACUACUCGUUGCUGUGGAACAUGCACCAGGCGUGGCAGUGUGAGAUUGAGGUCUGCAAAGCCACCUACUACUUCAUAUUUGCACAGAAGAACUUCUUUCAAGAUUUGAUUGAGGACUGGACGAACGACAACCCUUUGGACAUCUGCUCGUUCGUGCCGUACACCUGGAACUUCAAGGUGAUUCUGCACCAGUUUGAGAUGGUGUGGGCUGCCAACCAGUACAACUGGAUCGACUGCUCCACCAGGCAGCAGGAGAAUGUUUAUCUCGCUGCAUGUGGGGAGGUGCUGAACAUUGAUUUCUGUCUUCCUUACACCGACUUCCUUCCGGCAACUUGCAACAUCAAAUUUGUCCUGAAGUCGGAGGACGUGGAGCUCCGCCUCUUCCUGCCGGAGAGCCACAGCAGCCGCUACUCGCUACUGUCGCUCGCCAAGAACAGCUGCUCGGCGGGGCGGUGCGAUGCGCCGCCGAGCCCCACGGCCCCCGAGCACGCCGGCGCCAAGCUCAAGAACAAGUGGCGCAAUCUCACCGACGCCGAGCAGGGCUGGAUCGACUGCUGGGAUGUGCCGUCCCUGCAGCUGACGUUCGAUUACACGUGGCAUCCCAUCUACCCCGACAAGGCUGACGAGCAGCUCAAGCACUCCCUGUCGGAGCUGGAGGAGGAGCUGCUUGCGGCCCUGCGGCCCUUGCCGCCACCGUCACGCGACCGCCGGCCCUCCAGCCCACGGGCCACCUCCACCGGCGGCGGCGGAGGUCGCCACUCCCCUUCGGCCGGCAUGUCCCACCCGCUGCCCUCCGCCGCCGACUUCGACCCAACGCUGCUUCUGCCCGACCGCUUCCACGUGGAGCUGGAGGUGGCGGCAGGCUCCCACGUGCUGCUGUACGGGCCGCUGCUGCAGGGCGUCCUUGCCGUCAAGGAGAACUACUUUGGCGUGUACGACAAGUACACGGACUUCGAGUCGUCGCCGCCCAGCCCGGGCAUGUCGGCGUCGCCCUCGGGCGCUUCGGAGUGGAUGUCGGUGCGGGUGGAGGAGGAGGGCCGGCGGGAGCGUGGCGAGGGGCUGCACCCGCUCUUGCUGCGUCCCUGGGACAUCACGGUGCUGUGCAACCUUCACCAGGUUCACGGCAAGAUGCCAACGCACUGCAGCGCGGAGAGCUCCGAGUGUCCGUACGGAUUCCUCGAGCAGCUCUGCUUCGAGAUGAAGAAGGGCUACAGGGAGACAGUCCUGCAGCUGGUGAUGUCCCCCAUCACCAUCUACCUGAGUGACUCGUACCAGAGGCCGUCUGCCGGCAGUCACCUGGGCAAGGGACACUUGAGCCUGUCGGGUCUGCAGAUGAGGGCCCACGCGAUGUUCUCAGGCGAGGGCCUGCUGCCGGGCAGCGACACCUUGGAGUACGCGUGGCUCAUCGACCUGACGCUCGGGAAGCUGGCCGCUCGACUCACCGCCCCACAGCUGAGCACGCUGCUGGCAUGGGUCAAGACGUUUGCGUUCCACGUGCAGUGUGAGGAGUUUGAGCUGGAGAAGCCGAACCCGGUCAUGCCAUGCCAGCAUGGCAUGGACCAGCGGCACUGCGACGCUAUGAAUUCAGCCACCUCGGCUGUCUGCCCACUGCCGGAUGACCUCAAGUACAAGAUGACUCGGCUGAGCAUAGAUGGGCUCGAUCUGUUUCUGGUUGAGUAUGGAUGUGCUGCUAACUUUAAGGUGGGCUCCGUGCAGAUCGCCACGUGCAACCUGCACAACCACAGCGUGAGCGAGGGCGUCUCGGCCGUGGUGCGCGACGUCACUCUCACGCAGUACUUCGAGCAGCCGUGCGCCACCACCGCCGAGUCCUCCUGGGCCUCGCCGCCGCAACCGACCGCCCCCUCGAAUGCCGCCGGCGCUUCGGCGGCACUGGCGCAGGCGCCGGUGCCGCCGCGCCGGCAGUGCUGGCUCGAGGCGGCCUCCGCUUCGUUCUCGGUGGUGAGCGCCGACGUGGCGCUCGCCACCGAGCUGCCGCUGCAGCACGUGGAGCAGCGGCGCUUCCUGGAGCUGCACGACGGUCACACCAAGCGGCUGUGGUUCCUGUGGCCUGAUGGUGGCGUGGGGGUGGCGGCAGGGCACCUGCACGGCCGCUGCGGGUGUCUGGGCGGCUGCUGGUUCUUCGCGGGGACGGCCCCGGGCUGGGAGCAGAUGCAGGCGGAAGAGGGGUCUCCAUCCAGCUCCUCGGACGCCUCCAGCCCCGAGUCAGAGGCUCAGCUCAGCUACGGGCAGUCGCUGCUACGCCCGGGGGAGCUUCUCCUCCAAGCCGGCGCAGCGGUCAGCGGCAAGUCAGGCGGCCACUCCGAGAUGGCCAGCGCCGGCCACUCCCUGCAGGUGCCGCCACGCAGCCACUCGCACACGCCCUCAUCGUCGUCGUCCUUGGAGGGCGAGGUCAGCUACUCGUCGGGCUCAGAGCUGCCGCUGCUGGCGCACGGCAGGGCCGUCAGGGACUCCAGCCCCGUGGAGCGUGGGGCCCCCUCCUUCUCGCCUCCGCCCCUGCCGCCGGGAUCCUGCGCCGACGCCGAUGUCUGCGUUCCCGAUGGAUCGACAGCGUUGGCCACGACGCAGGAGGGCGGCCAGCUGCGAUCGCCCCUCCGCGCUCCGCUCCUGCGCCAGGCGUCCAUCGGCUCGGCGCACACAGGCAGCUCGCGCAGCCUCUCGGGGCCUCCUGACCGGCACUCCCCGACGGGGCCGCCCGCCCUCUUCUGCCCGGCCAGCGAAACUUCGUCCUUCCAGCCGGCCUAUCCGUUCGCUGUGCCGCCGCCGCCAUCACCGCCGCCGCUGCCUCCUCCGCCGCCGCCGCCGCCGCCGCCGCCGCUGCCUCCAUCUCUGCCACCUCCGCCGCCGCCCGAUUCGCCACCGCUGCGGCACAGCGUGGGUUCCUUCCCGACUUCCGUUGGUUCCAACGGCUCCUUCCGGCACUACCACUCGCUCGAGUCGAACAUCUCCGUGGCGGAGAGCGAGGCCUACUACUCGGCCACGGAGGAUAUGGACGCGGCGAGCAGCGACGAGGCGCCCGCCUCCUUCACUGUGCCGCGCCGGACCCGGCGUGUCGCGGCGCAGCAUCAACACCAGCACCAGCAGCUGCAGCUUGGGUCCGGCUAUAGCUACGUCAGCUUCCAUCAGCCGCAGCAGCAACAGCAGCAGCAGCAGCAGGCGUGCGCGUGGUCGCUGCAGGCCACGAGCCGCAGCACCGUGUACCAGAGCUGCGAGGGCAUGGAGGAGCUGCCCGCGGCGUCCGUCUGGCCGGUGCUGUCGCAGCCGCAGCCCGAGCAGCGCGUGCUGCCGGCCGUCGCGCAGGCGUCUCAGCAGGCGGCGUUCCUCUCUGUGCUGGGCGGGCCCGAGGGAUUCGAGGAGCACCACCGGGCGUCGGCGUCGGCCUCCUCGGCCUCGGCGUGCGGCUCGGCAACGCGAGACUCCACCGAGACGCCCGAGGCGGCGGAGCCGGAAGCCGCGGGCGACCGCGGCGCCCCCGCGGACGCGAGGGCGGCGGGGCAGUCCAUCUCGCGGCAGCCGGAGCUCAUGCUGUGCUACGCCGGCGCGCUCACCGCUCUGCAGGCCGCCGACUGGGCCGUGCGCCACGCGCCACAGAAGAGGGCGUCCAAGUCGUCGCUGCACCGGCCCCUCGACCUGGACACACCGCCCGCGGUCGACGAUGCCGAGCCGCUGUCGGACUACCCGGCCCUGCCCGUGUUCCGCGUCAUCAAGCAAGGGCUGAGUGCCAGCGCCAUGAAAGACCGUGCCUCUCAAGAGGCGACCACCUCCAGCAACGUGUGCUACAUGUCCCUGAACGACCGGCGAUCGGGCCACUCGGCCACUGACGAGGUCACUUCUGAGGAGGCCGACCCUGGGCCCAGCAUAGGCCCGGCCAAGACGAUGGCCGUGGUGGAGGUGAAGGGAGCCCUGGAUGUGGUGUGUACGCCACUGCUGGCCGAGGCCCUGGACAGGUACGUGCAGGCGCUGGUGUACCACGUGGGCACGCUGCACGCGUCUACCGUCGUGGAGAAGCUGCACCAGAGCUCGCUGUCCGACGUGCUGCAGCAGAGCAAGGCCCUCGCUGCCGACACGGUUUCCGCCAAGUCGGAUGGUCGCAGCGCGAAGACGGAGGGCAAGACCCUGUCAACGGCCGCCUCCGCCCCCCUGUUGGGUGACGGCGUGAUGCGGGAUGGUGGCACGAUCAAGAGCCUGCAGGCAACCGUCUCUAUUCCCAAGAUAAACUUGUGCCUGCUGCAAGCGUCGCUGGAGGAGUCGGUGGUGAGUGGCGGCACGGUGGUGCAGAGCUCGCCCUGCAUGUCGCUCGUGUGCAUCUGCAUCGACUCGCUGUCCUGCCAGCUGCUCAUGAACAGGCGAGUCAUGGAGGAGGGGGGUCGUGCGGGCGGCACCCUGGACAGCGGCGGGGGUCCCGCCGGGAAGUUGCAGCCUCGCUGUACGGGCUCCCUGCGCUCCAACGCGCCGGCCGAGACCGCCAUCGAGAUCGCCGCCCGCCUCGGAAUCCGGCGGAUCCACGGACAGCUCAGGGGCCUCGUUGCUUCGGGCCAAGACGUGGAGAGAAGCAUCAUCACAGCCAUCCCCUCGGACAAGUCGCGCGUUCUCUUCCUCAUGGAGGAGGCCGAGACCUUCUCAUUCUCGGCAGAGGGCGACAAAGUGGCACAAGAGUCAUCCGCCGGUGGGCCCGGGGUGGAGGGCGGCUCGCAGAAAGCCGCCCCCGACGCCUGGGGAUGGAUCAUGUUCGAGUGCGGCAUCGAGGACGUGCUCAUCAAAGGAGGGAGGCAGAAGGGUGCUCUGUACGGCCUGGCCACUGGAGCGGAGCGCUCCGGGGGCCUCUCGAGCUCCCCCACGGGCAGCGGCUACAGCACGGACGACUCGGACGCCACGCCACGCGCCGACGACAGCCGCCGCCCCUCCUGGGGCGACAGCCGCUCCAGCUGCAACGAGCAGGAUGAGGGCGUGGAGUCGGACGACCUCAAGAAGGACCUGCCGCUGACGGUUCCUCCGCAGGACUCGUGCAGCGUGAAGCUCGCCAUCAAAACCAUCUGGUUCAGCUUCGCCGCCCCGACCAAGCUUUCGACGGCGCAGGGCUACUCGCGGCAGCUGAAUCUGCUGAGCACGGCGAGCCCGGCGAUCGGCUCGUGGCUCGUGCCCGUGGAUCAGCUCAAGUCGACGCUGGACAAGCUGGAGACGGAGGAGACGCUGCGGAUGUGUGCCGUCAUGGCGUGCAUCAUGACCGAGGCUCUCAAGGUGCAGAGCAUUCACAUCCCUCUGAAGAGCAGGUACUGCCGCGUGUCAAAGCAGGCUCGCCUCCUGCAGGACAACCCGUCCUGCCAGCUGUGCAACAUCCUGCACCGCUACCUGCACCAGGCCGACUACACCCGCAUCCAGGAGGCCACCACCGCGGGUGGCCUCCCGGCGCUCGUGACGCUCAAGAAGGGCCUCAUCGCCCUGACACGACAGUGGAUGAACUUCAUCGUGGUCACGUCGGGGCUCGUCGAGCUGGGCCGCCUGGGCUCCAAGAACCUGUCCAAGCUGCAGGCGGCCUCGCACCACGCGCACAACGCCGCUCAGGCGCACGCCGCCCACACGGCCGCGGCCGCCGCGGCCGCCGCAGUCGCCGCCACAGUGGCCGCGGCCGCCGGCGCCGUCCUGGUGCCCUCCGAGAGCCGUGGCGUGCUGCACAGCGACGCGAGCGGGGACGGCGCUGAGAUGGAUUACGACGCAGGCACGGUGAGCGAGCACACCAUGCUGCUCGAGAUGGGCGCUCACGUUGGACACAAGACCCCCCCGGCUCACUCCGGGCCCGUGUCUGGCUCCGACAUUCUCAUGAGGAAACUCUCCAAGCCUCACAAUGCCGAGUCUGCGUUCAAGAUCAGGCAGGGCAUCCAUCCGUAUCAGUCGCUUAGCCACACGAGCGGCGAGACGGUGGGGCCCGACUCGCCCGCCCACCAGGCCGGCCGCUUCUCUUCUGCCGUUGCCACGGCCGCCACGGCCACCACAGCCACUGCGCCAGGCCAGCACGAGACUCCUCGCAAGGAGAGCCUCCUGAGCUACCUGACCGGCAGCAUCCCGAGCCUUCCCAACCUGUGGGAGGGCACCACGCCACUCAAGGCGGGCGGCCCGUCCGCCAGCAAGAGCACCUCGCUCACACGGGCCGACCCUGGCAUGGGACUGACCGAGGGCCUCCCUGAGCACCCUCUGCUCUCGGAGCCGUCCAGCGUCAGCUUCUACAACUGGAUGUCACAGGCAGUCGGUGGGCGGGCAGCAGCAGCGGCGGCCGUGCCGCAGGACUCACCGCCGGUCAGACGUCCCGCUCAUGGAAACGCCGCGGGCGACGGCAGCACGCUUCCCCUGGCGUUGUCUGCGGCAGACUUCAACGCGGCGCUGUCGAGUGGACAGAACUCGCCGGACGAGACACAGUCCCAGCUGAGCGCCAGCCUGGAGACCGUCAUCGGCCUGGAGGGAGCCCAGGGCCUCCCAGCCGUGCAGCUCGCCGACGCACAGGUCGUGUUCCGACCGCUGCUGAAGCGGCUGAGGAUCCACUCGCAGGAGGCGGUGCCCGUGAGCUACCGCAAGCACGUGGGCGGACACGUGUCGCUGUCGGGCACGCUGCACUGCCUGCGCGCCGAUAUCGUCGACUCGGACGCCUCCCGGUCGCGCAGCUCGCGCAAAACGGCCAGGUUACAGCCCUCACUGCCCCCCAACGACGCUCAAGUGGCAGCGCCGGCCCUGAUGUUCGACACCUUCAAGAUCUGCGCCAUUGUGCAGGACAAGUCGGCUGAUACCCAAGGAACCCUUUACGGCGCUGGUGGCGGCGGCCGCGGCGGCGGCGGCGCCUUUGGCCUGCACGAGCGCAGCCGCGCCUUGCCGCGCGCCGCCUUCCACGCCAACUUCACCGUCUCCUGCCAGUCCAUCGACCAGCGCAUCAACAUGGCGCUCGUGCGGCUCGUGCACCAGUUCUGCACCGUCAUAGCGGACGUGCGCGCCACGCAGACCGACAUCCGCCUCAGCCGAUACUCGGCGGGCUCCACGUCUCCCACGCCGGCGUACUACGCCACUGUGAGACCGCGGGGGGGUGGCGGCGGCGGCGCAGGAGCGGCGGGCGCGAGGGGGGCUGCCGCCGCCGCCGCCGCUGCUGCGCCAGAGACGACCGGGCCCAGCUCGCGGGGAUGCCUGGAAACGGGCGGCACCGGCAUUCAGGCCCGACGCGGCAGCGGCACCAAGAACUCGCGCAGGGUGGGCACCAUGGCGGAGGCACCGGCAGCAAGCGCCGGGCCGGCUCGCCGCGGCAAGCCGGCGGGCCGCGGCGAGCGCAAGUCCUCGCGCACGGCGACGCGCAAGGGCUCGCGGGACGGGAUGCUGGAGCCCGUGACGGACUCGGACUCGGUGACGGUGUCGGAGCAGAGCGAGCCGUCGGCCGAGUGCUGGCAGCACAUGUACAAGCUGCUCAACUUCUACUCGCUCAUCGCCGACCCGGCCGGCGUCAUGCAGCACGCGUCGCCGCUGACGCUGGCCGACUCUGGGCGGCACCGUGACGACAACGCAGGUAGUCCCGGGGACCCAUUCUGCCGCAUCGCCUUCGAGAACGAGGUGGAGGCGGCGGCGGCGGCGGCAGCGGCCGCGGCAGCAGCCGGGCGGCCUCCGCGCUGGCGCGUGGGCUCCGUGGGCGCCGCCGAGCCUCAGCACGUGACGCUCGUGGUGUUUGGCGUGGGCAUCGUGAACCACACGCGGCUGCAGGCCGACAUCGGCGGCCUCACCAUGGAGGCAGAGCUGCGCAAGGCGCACGGCAGCUUCACGCUCAAGGAGAAGAUGCGAGACGUGUAUCACCAGAAGACCACGGAGACCUGCGCGACGGCGCACGUGGGCUCCGUCACGGCGGUGCUUCUCGAGGGCAUUGCUCCCAACAUGCAGACGGUGGUGAAGUGCAGCGUCGCCAAGUCGCAGGCGCUCUACACGGCGCUGCGUGGCGCUCGCACCAAGAACUCGGCCGUGCUCAGGGUGGGCGCCGUCAAGGUGGACAUCCCGCAGCACCCGGCCACGCUGCACGGCAUGAUGGUGCGCAGCUCCCACCAGCUCUCCAAGCAGAUCUCCGACCUCAUCCGCCAGCCGGCUCAGAGGGACGAACCACAGGCUCAGGGGGCGGCAGGGAGCCAGGGCGCACAGCAGUCUGUUCCGCGCACGGCCAGCAGCCAGACCCAGACGCCGCUGGAGCCCAGCGACUUCCCGCAGCUGCCCGAGAGUCUGGAGCGCCGGCCGCUCGUGCUCAAGUUUGACGCCAUCCUCGACGGGGUGACCAUCGGCGCCGCGCUCCUCCCCUCGCUCCGCGCCGAGUACAAGAUGGAAACCAUGAAGAGCCACGGCAUCACCGGCGCGCAGACGCAGUUCAAGUUCGAGCUUCCGUCUCACCUGCUGAGCCUGACGUCGCGGGUGGCGUCGGCCGAGUCGGUGGGAACGCUGCCCUCCACCAAACUGGCGCUGCCGCGCAUUGCCGUGUCGGGGGAGUACGUGAUGGAGGAGCACGGGGUCUUCGCGCCCGAGGAGUGGACGAGCGACGGACUCGCCACGCGACGCGGGGACUACCUGCAGUGCGUGGCCGAGAUUGGCUCAUUCGAGCACAACCUGAGCACGGAUUUGCUGCAUCACCUCGUUUUCGUGCAAAAAGUCUUCAUGAAGGAGGUGAACGAGGUCAUCCAGAAAGUGUCGGGCGGAGAGCAACCCAUCCCCCUGUGGAACGAGCAGGACGUAGGCAGUGCAGACGGAGAAAGACCUAAACCUCUGCUCUACUCUCUGCAGCUCCGCUUUCAGGGAGUGCAGGUGACGGCCACCACGCCCACCAUGAGCGCAGUUCGCUUCGAGACGGGAGUCAUUGAGUUGGUGCUGUCCAAUCGCAUCCAGACCAAGGCAUACGCCGGGCUGGGCCGCAGCGGCAGCUACCUCAAGCUGUUCGGAAAGUGUCAGGUCGACCUGUACCUGGCCCUGGGGCAGAUCAUCAGCAACCAGGUGUACAAGGAGGCGGUCUCCGAGUUCCAUCAGGUGGCUUACUUCCGCACACGCAUCGGCCUCCGGAAUGCCCUGCAGAACGAGAUGAGCGGCUCGCAGGACCGCGAGGCCGUGCUCAUCACUCUGGACCGGCCCAUCGUGUACGCCCAGCCCGUCGCCUUUGACAAAGCUGUGCUCUUCUGGCUGAACUACAAGGCGGCGUACGAGUACUGGAAUGAGCAGCGCAUGGCGCUGGGUCGCGACGUCUACAUGGCCACGCGCGAGUUGGUCGACAAGUUGCCCACCAUCUCGCAGACCCCCUCGCAGGCCUUCAGCACGCUCAUCCUGCAGCUCACCGUCAACGAGCUUGGCAUCUGCCUGCCCAUAGGAGCCACCUCACAGCUGAACCAAUACUUGGACGAGGACCCCGGUUCGGCGCUGGUGCUCACGGUGGAGAGCACCCUCAUCUCGGCCUGCUCCUCCGAGUCCCUCGUCAGCAAGGGCCACUUCAAGAACUUCUGCCUCCGCUUCGCCGAGGAGUUUGAGACUUCCUGGGACGACUGGAAGCCCGAGCUACGCAACGGGACCGUCAUGAACGCAUGCGUGGUUCCGGAUGGGACCUACGAAGUCUGUUCACGCACUACGGGGCAGUCUGCAGCAGACAGCGGCAGUGCGGGCACGUGGAUGCUGAACGUGCUGUGGAAGAUGUGCGGCAUCGACGUGCACAUGGACCCGAGCAUCGGCAAGUGGCUGAACACGCUGGGCAGCACGCUGACCACGCUGACGGGCGAGGAGGACCUGGACGACAUCGCGGAUCUCACGUCCGUGCUGGAGCACGGCAUCUCGGACGAGGACGAGCCCGACGGCGUCGCCACUCCCUUCCUGCAUACGGACGUGUCGGAUUACAGGCGGCAGCCGUCUCUGGGAGGCCCCAGCACCGAGCUGUCGCUCAGGAGGACGUCGAAACGCCUCAUCGAGAGGGAGCUCAACGAGCAGGCCAAAGUCAUCGAUGACCUCAAGAAACUCGGGGCGAGUGAGAGCACCAUCAACCAGGAGAUCCAGCGCUACCAGGCCCUUGAGACGUUCGCCGUCAAAGACAUCAGGAGGGAUGUGCGCAAGAAGCUCAAGCGCUCCAGCAUCGGGGCCGUGUCGCUCAAGGAUCGCUGGGGCCUGAGCUACAAGCCGAGCCGCUCCAAGAGCAUCGCGGCGAGCGGACGGCCCAGCCUGAGUCGCGUCGGUCGCUCACGUCACAUCGAUGGAGAUGAUUUGCCGGAGAUCCGAAUUUACGAGGCCACAACUCCCAUGCCCAGAGUGACUUUUGACAUCCACAAGCCGUCUGUGCUGGGUUAUGUGCCCGAGGAAAGAUAUUCAGCUCGAGACAACCUGUACUUCAAGUUUCCGGAGGAGACGGAGGCGGACCUGCUGUCCGUGGUCGGCGAUGACGCGCUGCGCCUCAGUCCGAUGAGCGACGGCCCGAGCUCCGUGUUUGCCAGCCCCACGCCGAGUCCGUACUUGCAGUCCCGCGGAGCCACCUCUGAUUCCCUGCCAUCGCGGCCAUCCGCCAUGCCCCCCCGCCAGCUACCGCCGCCGCUGCCGCCCGGCCCCGGCCGCACUUUCCCCGCCGCCGCCGCCCCCGCCGCCGCCGCCGACGACGCCGCCGACGCCGACGACGCCGACGACGACAACGAGGACGUGCCGGACGGGCCCGCCGAGGAGAGCGACUCCACUUACACGGACGACACGGAGAAGGAGGACGAGGAAGUUGAGGAGCAGAGGCAGCACAAGGCGCGGCGGGGGUCGGAUCAGCGGCGGCGGCGGCGGCGGCGAGGCCUGCGGAGCCCGCGCCCCGUGGGCAGCAGCGAGCGCGUGCCCCCGGCGGUGAGCGCUGCGGCCGCGGCUGCCGCGGCUGCCGCGGAGCGCAACAUCGACUUCAAGCUGGACGUGCGCGUGGAGAUCGACAGCGGGAAGUGCGUGCUGCACCCCAGCAUCGCGUCGCAGCCGGCCGACGCCGACGAGUCGUCGUUAAGACGGGAGAAGGGCGGGCGAGCGGGACAGGAGUCACCCACGGGCAAGCGGUGCGCCUCCGGGCUCGGCAGUGGGAUCCUCGGCUACAAGAAGGUGCCAUCCACCUUGCAGACCAAGGGCAUUGACCUGGAGACCACCGUCUUCUACAUUCCUGGAGUAGAAGUCAAGGUUCACUACAACUCCAAGACGGUGAAGCUGGAAUCUCCCAACAUUUCUCGUGGUUCUUCACUCAGCCGCUCGCAGUCCAAGGAGUCCAAGCUGUCAGCCAUGAAAGACUUCAAUUACCAAGUGGGCAAAGGCCUGCCCCAGGCACCACCGCCACCCACGGCAGGCAAGGCCAAGGUUGGCGGUGGCAUAAAGACGGCCAAGCUGUUCGCGUGGGUGGCCCUGCAGUCUCUGCCGGAGGAGAUGGUCAUCAGCCCGUGCCUGCUGGACUUCUUGGAGAAGGCGCUGGAGCUCAUUCCCAUCACACCCAUAGACCACCAGCCUUCUGCUGUGCUGCAGCCUCAGGAGGAGGAGGUGGGCCACUUUGAUGUGACGGUGGAGCCCCUGGAAGAGUCGACCACCUCACUGGUGUCAUCCUCCACCUCCUCGUACUCCUCUUUCCCUGUUGACGUCGUUGUGUACGUCCGCAUGCAACCAUCACAGAUCCGCUUCAGCUGCCUGCCCGUGUCGCGGGUGGAGUGCCUCCUCAAGCUGCCCUCCCUCGACCUCGUCUUCUCCUCCAAUCGGGUCGAUCCGGAGGCCUCUGGUGCUGCGUGCGGCGGUGGCGGCGGCGGCGGCGGCGGCGGUGGUGGUGGUGGUGUUAGUGGUGUUAGUGGUGGUGGUGGUGUUAGUGGUGGUGCCAGUGGCCUGGGGUCAUCUGCUGAGAGCACUGGCUCUUCCCUGGCCCAGAUGGUGCUACGCACGGCCGCAAGCAAGGCAGCCGGGCUGCAAGGCACCGGCUCCGGCGUGCCGGGGUCGCACACGCCGCGCACGCGGCACCUCAGCAACCAGUCUGACGGCGGUGCCAGCAGCAUGAGCGCCUUGCCCGGCAACUGCAGCGGCCUCAGCUUCACGGCCAUCAUGUCCGACUUCUCCUUCUACGUCUUCCACCCGUACGGCGGCAAGCAGAAGUCCGGCGUCGCGGCGAUGGCCACGAGCAACGUGCCAGGGCUUACGGCAGAGGAGCCCUCCUCUGCCACGGGUCGCAAGGACUCGCUGAGCAUCAACCUGGAGUUUGUGAAGGUCAGUCUAUCGCGCAUGCGCAAGACAGGAGCUGUGCUCACCUACGAGACCCCUUCUUCUUCCGGGAAGACCGGGAACAAGAUGGAGACCACGCUGAUCAACAUCUCGGCCGUAUGCGAUAUCGGCUCCGCGUCAUUCAAGUACGACAUGCGGCGUCUGAGCGAGAUUCUGGACUUCCCCAAGGCGUGGUAUCGUCGUAGCAUCGCCCGCAGACUCUUCCUGGGCGACCAGACCAUUGCUAACAUGCCAACGUCGGUGGCGGGUACCCCGGAGUCUGCCGACGGCGUGCCCUCCCACCUCUCCCCGGAGUCUGCGCGAAAGGCCUACCUGCGCACGUGGGACACGCAGUCGGGCCAGGGCUCGCCCUCGGGGUUCCCGUACGUGCCGCCGUCGCCCAGCGUGUACAGCGUGCCGCCCUCGGGGUCGCCGCUCGGAGUCAAGUCGCCCACGCACACGCGUCUGCGCAGCGCGUCCGAGUCCUCGGCCAGCCGCGCCGGUCCGUCGAUGACUCGCACAGAUUCAGGCUCCCACGCCAAAACGUCCACUCCAGCCACUGCCAAGAGCCCCGACGGGAGCAAGAGCAAGGCGGCAGCGGCGGCGGCGGCGGCGGCGCAACAGAGCGCCCCCUGGGAGACGCUGGUGCUGUUCGCCGUCAACCUCGCUCAGCUCAACGUGCAGAUGAACAUGAGCAACGUCAUGGGAAACACCACGUGGAACACGAAGGGCGUGAAGACGCAGGGCCGCGUGUCCGUGGGCAGCAACAUGGAUAGAGACAUCAAAAUGACCCUGGGGCUCGGCAGCUCGCAGCUCGACUCCAAGGGCGGCGUCGUCGGAGGCACAGUCAGGGUCAACACGCUGGAGAUGGUCGCCUUCAUCUCGGAGCACCCCACCAAGGAGCCACGGCACCGCGUGCAGACGUCGCUGGGCUCCACGGAGGCGCGGGUCGACUACAUGGGUUCCAGCAUCCUGAUGGGCAUCUUCAGCAACGCCGACCUGGAGCUGCACGACGAGUGGAAGGCAAACCCCAACCACACCGUCGGCCUCAGCGACUCGACGUUCACCGAUAAGACGAAGGUCUUUGUGCACGGAGACCUGUCGUGGAGCGUCUUCCAGGUGAUGAUUUCACGCUCCACUACGCCGGACCUCGUUCGCAUCGGCGUGAAGCUGCAGGAGUUCUUCACGCAGCAGUUCGACACCAGCAAGCGCGCCCUCUCCACGUGGGGUCCCGUACUCUACGGCCCGCACAAAGUCGCUCCUGCUGCGCAAGAGAAGGCCACGGACGAAGAGAGCCUCCUCGACACAGUGCUGCACCGCCACUGGCCGAGCGUGCUCCGCACGGUGUGCGGCUGCCAGCUGUCCAUCUUCCCACGCCCGCUGCCCGACAGCGCCGUGCUGCUCGGGGGCAGCAUGGGCCUGCACGGUGACCACAUGACGCUCGCCUGCUUCCACGGGGUCAACUUCCGCGCCAAAUCCUGGGCCCUCUUCCACCUCGAGGGCCCGAACAUCUUCUUCUGCACCGAAGCGCAGGAGAUUCACCAGGAGGACUCAGCCGAGAAGUUCAUGUACAUGGCCCAGAACCUGGACUUUGUGCUCGGCAACAACAUGAUGGUGACGGGUGGGGCGCUGGAGAGUCCCAUGGCAACCAUCACCAAGGUGACGCGCCGUCGCCACGAGAACGCCCCGCACGGCGUCGCCACGGUCAACGAGUGGUUCAACUACGUGACGGCGAUGCGCAACGAAGAGCUGAACCUGCUGCGCAACGUGGACGGGAACGCGACGGAGGGCGGCGCAGCACAACGCAGUGCCAGCCUGUCUGGCGGGCCGCGCGGCACGCCCAGCUACAACCACGAGACGGAGACCAUCUUCGCUCUGCCGCGCACGCAGCUACUCUUCAAGUCGGCCCAGCUGCAGGAGUCGGAGAGACCGUCGCUCCAGGAUGCAUCACGGAAACCGAAGGUGGAGUGCAGCGUUGUGACGGAGUUCCGCGACCACAUCUGCGUGACGAUGGACGCCGAGCUCAUCAUGUUCCUGCAUGACCUCGUCUCCGCUUACCUCAAGGAGAAGGAGAAAGCGAUGUUCACGACGCGCGGCUCGCUGUCUCGCGGGAGCCAGCGGAGCCCCACGGCGGCGAAGACGGCCGAGCGAACCCCGAGCCAGGAAGUGCCGCCCCCUGCCCCCCCAACGGGCGGGGACAGCCGCGAGUUCGUGUGCAACACCUGGCAGCUGGAGCCCUCGCUCAGGCUCAUCUCGUGGACGGGCCAGAAGAUCGACCCCGUUGGCGUGGACUACAUCCUGCAGAAGCUGGGCUUCCACCACGCGCGCACCACCAUCCCCAAGUGGCUGCAGCGCGGCGUCAUGGACCCGCUCGACAAGGUGCUCUCCGUGCUCAUCGAGCGCCUCGUGCUGGCGUUGCAGCACGAGCGCGAGCGCAAGGCCUCGUCCAAGGACGAGCACGGCCCGAGCCAGCGCUGAGCUGCCCCGCUCGGUCGCCCGCGCGCCCGCGGCGGCUCGCGUUCGUCCCCCCCCCCCCCCCCCCCACCACCCCCUAGCCGCACCGACAUCGCUGGGAUGAGCGGGGGAGUGCGGUGGCUGCCGGCGCCGUGCCGCCCCCAUCCCCACACCCCACGCUAGGCGUGUGCCGAGUUGGUAAUCGUUCUCCUCGUCACGGUAAAGGUUCAGCCCUGCGUUGGCUUGCUCGCAUCGCUGUUGACGGAAGGGCCUCCGCAGAAGGCAGCUCUGGAGAGAGCCUCUCUCGUGAAGGCAUUUUGGGUCUACUCUUCCACGCCGGCCCAGACGUCAUGGGAGAUUUUGUCCGAGUGCGAUGGCUUUCGAAAGGAAGCCCGGUUUUGUACGAAAUGCUGCGCAUUUUUAAUGGAGCCCACCGCGUACAAACCAGAGACGUUCACAGAACACAUUUCCCUCUUCUGUGCUGUGUGGGUUUUGUUAUCUCUUCAAGCGACUGUAAAACUUGUAAAUUGCAUUAAAAAAAGUAUCGGCUGCAGCUAGUGAUAAAAGGUAGUGGGCACUUAAAUAAAUAAAUGAGAGCCAGUUAUUUGCACCAUCCAUUUAUUCGUUUGUUAUCCACAGUGGCAUGCCCGCAGCCAGCGAUUGCGAUCGCUGUUUAGAAAAAAAACAGGUACAAAGUUUGUUUUGCGACGAUUAAACAUGACCCUUGUGUUGUGGUAGCUGUUGGUGACAUGAGGAAUGUGCUAUUUAGUUGGCUGUGGAGUGGUGGUGUCACCACACCAGCUUUAUUUAUCGCUUUUAAUCACACUCACUUGGAAUUAUUUACAGUUGAGGCCAAAGUAAGAAAGUUAAAUUCAUGGUAAAACUGGAUUAAAACUAUAAAACAAGAAAAUAAAGUUUAAAAAUAUUAAAAUAUAAACUAAUGUAAACUCAUUGUCCUGUUCUAAGCAAAGCAAUUUGUAAAUUUGUUGAAUUAAAAUUAAAGAUGCUGUUCUUGUAAAGAAGAAAACAUUAAUCUUAGAUGCUACCUGCCAAAUCUCUUCUGUGUACUUGGCACAAACCAUCGCGGUAAAAUUAGGUGUAGUGUCAAUUAUAUUUUUUACUUUAUUCCUAGCUUAACUAAUUUGAGUGCACACUUAACGCUUGGCGUGACCAAAUGUCCGUGCGGAUUGGUACCAGGAGCACCUCUUUAAGCGUUUAAUUGCCAACGGGCAGAUUUGAGGGUCAGCCGAGGCACAGGCUGUAAAAGCGUAGGAACGCGAAUCGCAACCGCCUUGUGGACACGCCAUCGGCUCUUUGCCGCCUCGCCGUUGCCCCCACAUUGACCCGCACUGCCAGGGAGUGCAGCGGGCCGCGUCAGACGACACGGGGACCGGUACGCUCCGCAGAUCCACGCCGACGUGUCGCGUGCGUGAUUGAGCCGCUCGGCUUCGCUCAAAUACCCAGGAGGGAGGGCAGGUGACCGUGCCUCUCCUGUGACCACGCGGAACGUAAGCUGCUCGCCCCCCGGAGAUUAUGUGCAGCUUUUUUGGCUCGUCACCAGUCCGCCGCAGCUUUUCCUCGCCCCAGUGUGAUGCGACGUUGGCGUAGAGCUGAGAUUAAGUCCCCUGUUGCGCUCGGAGGGAUCCGCAGUCAAUGUUCAGCCACUCCCGUGGCGCCGGGCUGAUUAGCAACCGUUGUACAUAGCCUGGUCUACGGUUACAUUCGUGUGUGUAGUCAUCGCACCAGGGAAUUGUAAUUCAUUUGUAUGUAUGUAUGUUGGACUUCGGAGGUAUAUGCAUUUAUUAUUGUAUGCAUAUGCAGCGUUCGGUAUUGACAUCGGUGUGUGUGAUUGAUCUAAAGAUGUACCUUCAUGGCUGGCUGCGGUUAGAGAGAAUAUUUCCAUAAAAAUGUAAAGCCGCUUUUUAAUGUGGUCCUAAAUAGGCUGCUCAUGCUUUCACAACAGCAGGGCGAUAAUAGGUUCCAAAACAACCAAAUAAUCCAUUAGAACCCCGCUCGCUGUCCCUUGUGGUUAUGGAGAAGGCUGUGAGAACACUCGCAUCAACUCCUUGGUGUUCGCGCCUUGCUUUUGGCAAGCAGCGACAUCUUGAUGCCAUUGUUUUUCAUUUCGUGUUGUUUACCGCCACGCUGCACUGUUGAUUAAUUUUUCCUGUUGGACUGGUGGCUCGUGCAGUUGUAAAUAUAGUUGAGUGCAAUUCAAGGUUGUUGCUCAAAGUUCGGAAGCUCAAAUGUCACGCCAUCACGCGAGGAGGAAAGUCACGGUGGCAUAACGGCCGCCGUGAUUUGAAUUCCGUGCAGUUUCCCGUCGGUCACAGAAAGUACAAGAAAUGUCACUGCCGCCGCCGCCGCCUUCACCGCAGUCGCGGCCGCCCCUCGCCGCGGUGCCACGGCGUCGACACAACCUGGCUUGGGGUGCGGUGUGGUCGCUGGAACGGCGCAGCGCCGUCAAAUAAAUAAAUGUGGCCAUGUGUGCGCCGUGAGAUUCGCUCGCGUUUUGUGUACGCUGGCUUGUCGUGCAGGCGCUGAGUAGCCGUCUGGUGUGUUUUCGACUUGAAAUGAUCGAGGUAGAACGUGAGCUCCUUUAAUUCGGUUCCUGAUUAAGCUUCAGAGCGAAACUUUGGACAUCGUGCCGAACAACUCACGGUACCGCCCGAAAUCACGUCGGAGAGCUUACGCGCACCUUGGCCAGCGUGCGAUUCUGGCCGCCGAGCCCUGGAGAUCACCGUCGGCAAUGCCCAUCCCUGGGUGAGUCCGCAGCGGGGAUUGACAAGUGCCAACGGGAGCACGGGGAAUGUUCGAGAUGGUAUUGUGGGCGUGACUGACUCGGAGGGAGUUGAUUGUGCGGGAUGCCGUGUGUUGAAUCCCGUGUCAUCGACAUGUAAUCGAGACGUUAAAUUUAAUUUUCCACGUUCGCGUUAUGGUGAAGGGCCGUUUGGGAAUCUGCGGGGUUUUUUUUGCGUCGGGUUUCUCCCUCUCUCUCUGACUUUGCACAGCUCCCCCAGGGCAGCGUGGGCCCCACCCCCCUCGGAUUAUGGGCCUGCCUUGCUGUGCGCGUUUACCUGCAUCUUCUGCAAAGAGUUCUUUAUACCUGUGGUUCUUACAUCGCCGUUGCGAACGCGUCAUUAUUUUAUUCUGUUUUCGAGCACAUUAUUCAUCAUCUCUCGUGCUUCGGUUGUUUUUAAACUCGGAUCCCAAUGCGUCCAAAAUGUGAACAUGCGUUGGAAUAUCUGUGCUGUUUUUUAGUUCAUAUAAUUGGCACAAAAUCACAAUGUAACCUUUUUGGUGGUUGUAUAGAUGGAGAGGUGGAAUGGGGGAGGGGUGUGCGCUACAGCGAGAACAUAAACCAAACAAGACAAACCCGGAAAUAUUUACAUACACACACACAGGUUACAGCGCUGUAAGUUACUUGGUCAUUAUAUCACGUAUGGUUGACAACAAUUGCAGGAGUUUUAUUCAUUUUCUGUAUGAUGGCUGAUUACACAAAGGGGCAGGAGGGGAGGCAGAGCCAUGCCCCUGGUGCCUCUUUUCAUUUUCCCGAGCGGAACAACAUGUGUCUGCACGUCUGAAGGGUCAUCAAUACCCCUGCGUUCCUCCUUAACCCUCUGCACGUACAGUGAGGGAAAAAAGUAUUUGAUCCCCUGCUGA
This is a messenger RNA of Petromyzon marinus (sea lamprey), 19975 nucleotides long. RefSeq names its product bridge-like lipid transfer protein family member 1 (gene BLTP1). Lineage: Eukaryota; Metazoa; Chordata; Hyperoartia; Petromyzontiformes; Petromyzontidae. The record is from RefSeq and is a predicted model, not a curated record. Gene Ontology annotation, biological process: synaptic vesicle endocytosis.